AUGGCAGACAACACGACAGCUGGUAUCUGGGAUAUCACGUUGGAGUUUGCACGAAAACGGAAGCGAGCGGCAGAGGAUGCCGAUACUUCUUCAGGGGACGAUGUGGCGGACGCAGAGCUGCCAUCACACGGACACAGCAGACCAACGUACAUUGGGAAGGGCGGCAAGCCACUGAAAGUUGGCGGCUUCGAGCUUGAGAUUCAUGCUAGGAGAGAACCUAUCGGCGUCGCAAGGGAUGACACAAUCGACCUCGAGUGCUAUGUCAAGAAGAUCGAAGCUUCCAUUGUCGCUCCCAAGCGCGAAGAUGAUUCCGACGACGACGACGACGACAACGGCAUCGUCAUUGGCCGCGUGGAAGCCCACGUUGUGCAGGUUGGGCGCAUUAUCGCUGACUGGCCCACAGAGAAGUAUGUGACAAUCACUCGGCAGAGCUUGCAGGCAUGUUCGAAGCCCUUCAAGAAAGAUGAAGAUGGGUCUCAUUCCAUUCCUGCAUUGGAAGAGUACUCGUUGGGCGACAUCUUGUAUAUCAACACGGUUCGGCUGCUGCCCAAGUACCGUGGCUUGCUUUGA
Messenger RNA from Anthostomella pinea, 570 nucleotides. NCBI's taxonomy places the organism in Eukaryota, Fungi, Ascomycota, Sordariomycetes, Xylariales, Xylariaceae. The record is from the annotation of a GenBank genome assembly.